Syngnathus typhle (broad-nosed pipefish) is the source of this 1921-nucleotide messenger RNA. RefSeq names its product phosphoglucomutase 1 (gene pgm1). Gene Ontology annotation, biological process: carbohydrate metabolic process. Lineage: Eukaryota; Metazoa; Chordata; Actinopteri; Syngnathiformes; Syngnathidae. The record is from RefSeq and is a predicted model, not a curated record. The coding region runs from base 106 to 1788 and encodes 560 amino acids. The transcript is spliced from 11 exons. Gene Ontology annotation, cellular component: cytosol. Gene Ontology annotation, molecular function: phosphoglucomutase activity; magnesium ion binding.
CUCCGCCACUGCAGGCGCUCGCUCUCUCGCUUCCAUUGCCCUCGACAGCGGAUCACACAGGAGCGACCAUUGAAAGUCUUCUCCCUCCCCGGUUGCCCUGUCAAAAUGGUGAAAGUAACUGUGAAGACCAAGCCCUAUACGGACCAGAAACCCGGAACAAGCGGCCUGCGGAAGAGGGUGACUGUGUUCCAGCAGAACCAGCACUAUGCGGAGAACUUCAUCCAGAGCAUUAUUUCUGUCAUCGAGCCAGCUGAGCGCCAGGCUGCUACUCUGGUGGUGGGGGGCGACGGCAGGUUCUUCAUGAAAGAUGCCAUUCAGCUCAUCGUUCAGAUCGCAGCCGCCAACGGGAUUGGCCACCUGGUGAUUGGUCAGGAUGGGAUCAUGUCCACCCCAGCCGUGUCGUGUGUGAUCCGCAAGCUGAAGGCGGUGGGCGGGAUCAUCCUCACAGCCAGCCAUAACCCGGGGGGCCCCGAUGGAGACUUUGGUAUCAAGUACAACAUCUCCAGUGGAGGUCCUGCUCCAGAGGGCAUUACAAACCAAAUCUUUGAGAUCAGCAAAAGCCUACAGGAGUAUCAUAUCUGCCCUGAUCUUAAAGUGGAUCUGUCCAAGAUUGGCAAGCAGACCUUUGAUGUAGCGACUUCCAAGCCUUUCACAGUGGAGAUCGUGGACUCUGUUGAGGCCUACGCAGAUAUGCUGAGGGGUAUUUUUGACUUUGCUGCACUGAAGGAGCUUCUCUCCGGAGCCAAUCGCAUGAAUGUCCGCCUGGACGCAAUGCACGGAGUGGUUGGUCCUUAUGUGAAGAAGAUUGUGUGUGAGGAGCUGGGUUCUCCAGCCAACUCUGCAGUCAACUGUGUGCCCAAGGAGGACUUUGGCGGCCACCACCCUGACCCAAACUUGACGUACGCCGCAGACCUGGUGAACGCCAUGAAAGGAGGAGAGUAUGACUUUGGAGCCGCCUUCGAUGGUGACGGUGACCGUAACAUGGUGCUCGGCAAGCGUGGAUUUUUCGUGAACCCGUCCGACUCGGUGGCUGUUAUCGCCGCCAACAUUAACAGCAUUCCGUACUUCCAAAAGACUGGCGUGAAGGGACUGGCUCGCAGUAUGCCCACAAGUGGAGCCCUGGACAACGUGGCUAAAGCACUGAAAAUGCAACUGUACGAGACUCCAACGGGCUGGAAGUUCUUUGGGAACUUGAUGGAUGCUGGCAAACUGUCACUGUGCGGAGAGGAGAGUUUUGGCACCGGCUCCGAUCAUAUUCGGGAGAAGGACGGCUUGUGGGCAGUACUCGCCUGGUUGUCCAUCUUAGCCAGUCGCAAACAGAGCGUGGAAGACAUCAUGAAGGACCAUUGGCAAAAGUUUGGCAGGAACUUCUUCACCAGGUAUGACUACGAGGAGGUGGACUCGGACGCUGCCAACAAAAUGAUCAAGGAACUGGAAACAGCCAUGUUCAACCCGUCCUUUGUGGGGAAGAAUUUCUCAUCGGGGGAUAAAACAUACCAGGUGGCAAUCGCAGACAACUUUGCCUACACCGAUCCUGUGGAUGGAAGUGUUUCCAAAAACCAGGGCUUGAGGAUUAUCUUUGCCGACGGUUCUCGUAUUAUUUUCCGUCUCAGCGGCACUGGCAGUGCGGGAGCAACCGUCAGGCUUUACAUUGAUAGCUAUGAGAAGGACCCCCAGAAGAUUUACCAGGACCCUCAGGUGAUGUUGGCGCCCUUGGUAGACAUCGCCUUGAAGCUUUCACAGCUUCAUGAGAAGACUGGACGCACUGGCCCCACUGUGAUCACAUGAGUCCUCUGCCAUGCUGCUCCUCACCCUCUGCAGUGCUAAACGUUUAGUCUUCAGGAUCUUAUGUCGCCGUUGGCCACAUUUCAAUAGUCAAAAGUGUCGUGCCCAUAAGAAAAUUAACGUCUAAUACACCAUC